Solanum dulcamara is the source of this 2877-nucleotide messenger RNA. RefSeq names its product receptor-like protein 7. Lineage: Eukaryota; Viridiplantae; Streptophyta; Magnoliopsida; Solanales; Solanaceae. The record is from RefSeq and is a predicted model, not a curated record. Gene Ontology annotation, molecular function: protein binding. Bases 1 to 2877 code for a protein of 958 amino acids. The transcript has a single exon.
AUGGGGUGUCUCUUUUUCGUUUAUGUAUUUCUCUGUUUUGUGUUGCUAAGAAGUGGAUGCUUUUCUUCUUCCUUUGAGCAUCAUCUUUGCUCUCGCAUUGAAGCUUCUGCUUUGCUUCAGUUUAAGCAACACUUCGAAAUUAUACCCAACGAUUACUAUAGUUCUAGGUGUGGUAGAUCUUCUUUCCCAAAAACAAAGUCUUGGAAUGAGAGUAGGGAUUGCUGUACUUGGGACGGAGUUACUUGUGACAUGUUAAACGGUCAUGUUAUCGGCCUAGACCUUAGCUGCAGUCAGCUUGAUGGAAGUAUUCAUCCCAACAGCAGCCUCUUCCAACUUCAUCAUCUUCACACACUAAACCUUGCUUACAAUUACUUUUUUAAGUCUUCAAUCCCACAUAACAUUGGCCGAUUGAGGAAUUUGAGGCAUCUCAACCUUUCCUAUUCUUACUUAGAUGGGAAAAUCCCAACAGAAAUCUCAUACCUUUCCAAUUUGAUUUCAGUUGAUCUUAUUUCUUAUAGUUUGUAUGGAUUACAAAUUGAUCAGAGAACAUUUGAAACAAUGCUUCAGAACUUGACAAAUCUGGAGGUACUUUCUCUCUCGGGUGUCAACAUCUCAUCGCCGAUACCUAUGAAUAUGUCUUCAUCCUUAAGGUAUGUGGAUCUUCAAUUCACUAAUCUGCGAGGUGUUCUCCCAGAGAGCCUUUUCCUUCUGCCAAACUUGGAAAAUCUCAAAUUGAGUGAUAACUUUGUUCUCAAAGGAGUUUUACCAAAGAUCUACUGGAGAAACACUGUGUUAAUGGAGUUGGAUAUUUCAUACACAUACAUCUCCGAUGAGCUGCCUGAUUCAAUUGGCAACUUGAGUUCCUUGAAUAUCUUGAACCUCCAACGAUGUGAAUUCUCAGGUUCCAUACCUGAUUCACUUGGCACCUUGAGUUCCUUGAAUAGCUUGUACCUCGCAGGAUGUCAAUUAUCUGGUUCCAUACCUGAUUCAAUUGGCAACCUAACCCAAAUUAGGCAGUUAGAUUUAGCUAAUAAUCAUUUCACUGGCCACAUUCCUUCAACAAUUUUAAACUUGACACAUCUUCAAUCCUUAGACUUGUCGAGUAAUUCCCUAUCUGGCCCACUUCCUUCAACAAUUUUAAACUUGACACAUCUUCAAUCCUUAGAUUUGUCGAGUAAUUUCCUAUCUGGCCCACUUCCUAAUAAUGCGAGUAUUCUUCAAAAGCUAACCAACCUGGAUUUGUCUUACAACUCACUAAAUGGUACCAUACCAUCUUGGGUGUUUAGCCUACCUUCGCUAUCUUAUUUGUCCCUCGGUCAUAAUCGAUUAAGUGGCCUAGACGAUGAGAUCAAAACAAACCCAACAUUAGAAUACCAGGAUUUAAGCCUAGAAGUUUUGCUGUUAUCAUCUUGUGAACUGAAGGAUUUUCCACACUUGUUGAGAAAUGUAAAGACACUUAAGGUCUUGGAUAUUUCUAACAAUAAGAUUCGUGGCCAAAUCCCAAACUGGCUUAGCAGCAUGAGGUGGGACAACUUGUGGUACCUAAACUUUUCGCAUAAUUCAUUAACAGGCAACCUACCACAAUUUCGUUACCAUUAUCUACGGUAUCUUGAUCUUAAAUUUAACUCCCUUCAGGGUCCACUACCUUCAUCCAUUUGUAACAUGAGCAAGUUUGAAUUUCUAGAUUUAUCACGCAACAACUUCAGUGGCUCUGUUCAACAUUGCUUGGGCAGCAUGGGUAGUCUAACGGUGUUAGACUUAAGAAGAAAUAAUUUCAAUGGGAGUCUUCCACGAUUUUGUGCACAGAGCACUUCAUUGAGUAUCAUUGUGUUGAAUGAUAAUCAAUUUGAAGGAACUCUCCCUGUGUCCUUGCUCAACUGUUCUUAUCUAGAAGUUCUUGAUGUGGGGAACAAUGCUAUAAAUGACACAUUUCCAGCUUGGCUAGGAACACUUCAACAACUGCAGGUCCUGAUAUUAAAGUCCAAUGUGUUCCAUGGGCCUAUAAGUACUUGUCAGACUAAGUUUUGCUUUCCCGAGUUGCGAAUUUUUGAUCUUUCUCAUAAUGAAUUCAGUGGCUCACUUCCUGCAAGAAUUUUUGAGAAAUUUAGUGCAAUGAUUAAAUUAGAUGGUGAAGACACAAGAAAGAUCGAGUACAUGGAACAUUAUAUAAAUAAUUACUCAAUUGACGCCAUAAUUAACUUCAGUCCAUCGUAUGAGGAUUCAGUGAGUUUGGUGAUCAAAGGCCAUGAUAUUGCUCUAGAAAGAAUCAGCACAAUCAUGACAACCAUAGAUCUCUCAAGCAACCAUUUUGAAGGUGUCAUUCCGGAAACACUAAAGGAUCUCAGCUCACUUUGGCUACUCAAUUUAUCCCGCAACAAUCUCACAGGUGAUAUUCCAAUGGAACUGGGGCAGUUGAAUAGGCUUGAAGCGUUAGAUCUCUCUUGGAAUCGACUCACUGGAAAGAUUCCACAGGAAUUAACAAGAAUGAACUUUCUGGCAUUCUUAAACCUCUCUCAAAAUCUCCUUGUUGGACGCAUUCCUCAAGGUUCACAAUUCAACACAUUUGAAAAUGACUCGUAUGGUGGAAACCUUGAUUUAUGUGGUCCUCCUUUAUCAAAGAAAUGUGGAACAAGUGAUUCAUCGCAUGUUCCUCAACCAUUGGAGUCUGAAGAAGAUGAAGACGAGUCAUAUUUCUUUAGUGGAUUUACGUGGGAAUCAGUAGUCAUAGGCUACAGUUUUGGACUCGUUGUUGGAACUGUUGUGUGGAGCCUCAUGUUUAAAUAUCGUAAGCCAAAAUGGUUUGUCGAAUUUUUUGAUGACAUCAUGCCUCACAGAAGAAGAAGGCCAAAGAAGAGAGCUCAAAGGCGACGGACUUAA